Cydia strobilella is the source of this 1072-nucleotide messenger RNA. Its product is annotated as kinesin-related protein 12-like. The coding region runs from base 82 to 1047 and encodes 321 amino acids. Lineage: Eukaryota; Metazoa; Arthropoda; Insecta; Lepidoptera; Tortricidae. The transcript is spliced from 3 exons. The record is from RefSeq and is a predicted model, not a curated record.
AGUAAACAUCCCUAGUGCGCAAAACGUUCAAGCUGAUAAACAAUACCAAGUGCGGGUAGUUCGAAAAACUCGCGCGGCUAGAUGUUGAUGUCAACUUUAGCCAGUCUUCUCCGAGACCACGGGGACAACGCCGUCCACGAAAUGUCGGAGGUCGAAAUGUUCAAAUUCGGAGGAUGGAAAGCAUCGCUAAACCUCAGUGGCAUUGGUCGCCGUCGAGAGGUGUACGACAAUGGACCAGACUUGUCCACAGGAGGGGCCUACCGGUCGCAUCGAGAAGAAUUCUUUGAACACAACAGUAUAACAGAACCACCGAAAAAACUAACGCCAUCUAUGGUGAAACUUCCUCCGAGUAAAGAAACAAUAAAAACAUCAAAAAGUGCCAGCGACUUAAAAGACCCUUAUAAUCUACCUCCACAACUUAGAAAGAGUACACCAGAUGUCUCCACCGAUCCUAGAGGCGAACCAUCAGAUAACAGAGGAUCCACAGCUUUACAUAAGGACGCUAAAAAGAACGCAAAAGAUGAUAAAAAAGAUACAGAAAAAAAGAAAGCAGAAAAGCGGCGGCUAGCAGAAGAAAAGAAGAAAGCUCAGGAACAAGCAAAGCAGGAUAAAUUAAGAAUACAACGAGAAAAAAAGAUAGCUGAGCAGCAAGCGAAAAACGUUAAAGCAAGAAAAAAGGAAAGUAAAAAAGCAUUGCCGCAAGCGAGCGUUACAAAGUCCUUAGUACCUGAGGAACCGCAGAAAAAUCCUCUAGGACGGGUAGCAACUAAUACUCUAGAAAGUUCUAUCAGUCGUAGCAGUGGACCUCCGCCUUACACAGAAGAAGCUAUUCCACAAGAGAAACAAAUAAAUGAAAAUGAUUCCACUGGGAACACUAGCUUCAACAAACCAAUAGAAAAUAGUAGUUGGGACUUGAUAUCGGAACAUCGGAGUCAGAUUAACAGGAACCCUGUCGCCAGUGGAUCCAAACAGAAGCAAAUGGUGCUGGAUCUGCAGCUAAGUCUUGAUAAAGCGCAAGCAAAUGAUAGAAAUAAUAGUGAGGUUUAAUCAAUAUUAAAGAUUUUUAUGUUGU